Molecule: messenger RNA, 1461 nt
Organism: Orbicella faveolata
Lineage: Eukaryota; Metazoa; Cnidaria; Anthozoa; Scleractinia; Merulinidae
Source: RefSeq, a predicted model, not a curated record
UUUGUAGUUGUUUACCUUCUACUUCUCUUUCUACUCUCUGGGGCAAGAGCAGUUUCAGUUUCUUUUUGGGCGAUUUUUUCUUCUUCCUGACGGGUUCGACGUGUGAAUCCAUGACGACUUCUGCUGAAAAGUGACUCGUGAUGGAAUGCGUGGUUCGACUUUAUGGGCGUUUUUAACCAAUCAGUGACGUGUGGUGUGAUGGGAUCAUGUGACGGUCUUCGUUCCGAUUGGCGGGAUCUGAAGUGGGCACGUGAUCCGGGAAAAGUACGGAGUGAAAGUGGAUCCACGGCGCGGGUAUAAAAGGAGCCCGUGGGACGCAGCGAAUCAUUCUCGACUUGCUGUUGACGCGGUGAUGACCUGUAGGAUUUUGGAUGAGACAACAGUUGAAUCGAGCUUCCGACGUUUUGGAUAGAGUCGAAAAAGAAGGCGAAAGACCGUUACACGCGAGGAUAAUUGACUUGGAGUUAUGUCUUGUCUCUCCUUUGUACUAUAGGCUCCAGAGGCACUUGAUAGACUGGGGUGUGCGUGGUUGCUAUCCUCAUUUGUCGGGCUUGGAUAUCACGAAGCGAGCGGAUCGAGAAGGAAAGAAGUUUAACGAGUUUGUCUGAGGGUGUCAAGAUGACUUACUAUAGCAACUCGAACCAGAUUCGGGACCUCGUGGAACAGAUCGUGGAUCUGAAGGUACACACUUUAAGAGAUCUCGACGCCAUUCCGGAUGUCAGAGUGGACAUGUACAUUUUUGACAAUCUCUUCGAACCGUCAGGUCAAAUACCCGAUAGUCUGUGGUCUUUCGAGCUCUUGAUGAGACGUCGUCCUGACUGGGGUGGUACGAUUUUGGAGAUGAUGAAGAAGAACAAACACGUGUUUUUGUUCUGCGGUGAGUGGUGUCGCGUGAUGUACCGAAGUGGUAGCGGACAAUUCAAAUUCGUUCAUUGUCGGGAUCCCACCCUGGACACCGAGCGUGCCUGUUUGAUCGCCACGGAUCACCUCACGUACAUGAUGAGCGAUGUCAUCCGUGAUCUGUUUGAACCCUUGCGGUUCGCUCGCGACCUAUCACGACGGGUAAGGGAGUCAGACGAGAGUCCCAAGGUGGAGGAGAUACUGACGAUCAACAGGUGCGAUUACAGGGAAACGUGUCUGAAGUUGGAAGAGUUGAUCUACGAUGUCAUGCGUCAGCGUGAUCUUUGGAAGGAUCGGUUUUUCUUCCGUGCCCUUGAAGCGGAUCAGGAUGACCUGUGUGGUGAGUGUAAAGAGAGUAUGCGCCAAGCAUUCUAUGUGAAGGGGAACGAGGAGGAAGCCCUGAAGUGGAGACCCGGUAAAGUGGGUUGUGAUUGGAGAAAUUGUAAAUAUUAUGCCAUGGAUACCUAUGAGGAAGACUGUGAUAAUGAGUACGGUCAGGAAUGGAAGAACACGGAAUAUACCCAGUACUUUUCAGAUUCAGACUAAGUCUUUUCUUCGCCU